AUAUAUAUAUAUAUAUAGAAAAGAUAUAUACAUGGAAACAUAACUUCAAACUUGAGCAUCUUAGUUCUUUGUCUGUAACAGAUGUCCAAGCUUGAACCUCCUAGAUAUGUCAAAAUCCUCUUCGACCAAUACUCGCAGAAUGGCAUCAUGGCCCUCAACGACCUGCACAAGUUUCUUAUGGAAUUUCAAGGACACGAACAAGCCACCAAGGAUGAUGCUCAUGCCAUCUUCAACAGCCUCAAGUAUCUUAACAUCUUCCAAAGAAAGGGUCUCCAUCUGGAAGCGUUCCUCCGAUAUCUUAUGAGCGAUCUCAAUGCUGCUCUCUGUCCAUCUAGUGGGGUUCACCAAGACAUGAAAGCCCCACUGGCUCAUUAUUUCAUGUUCACAGGCCAUAACUCCUACUUGACUGGAAACCAACUUAGCAGUGACAGCAGUGUUGAACCCAUUAUAAAUGCUCUACGAAACGGUGUGAGAGUAAUUGAAUUGGAUUUGUGGCCGAAUUCCAAGAAAGACAAUGUGGAAGUCCGCCAUGGAGGGACACUCACUUCUCCAGUGGAACUCAUCAAAUGUUUACAUGCCAUUAAAGACAAUGCCUUCCAUGCAUCUGAAUAUCCUGUUGUAAUAACUUUUGAGGACCAUCUAACUCCAGAUCUUCAGUCCAAGGUAGCCAAGAUGGUCACUAAAACAUUUGGAAAGAUGUUGUUCUGUCCUGAAUCAGAUCAAAUGAAGGAAUUUCCUUCUCCAGAAUCAUUGAAGAAAAGAGUAAUGAUUUCCACUAAACCACCAAAAGAGUAUGUUGAAACUCAGAAUAGCAAGGAAAAAGACACUCGACAAAAGUCUAGAAAAUCAUCAAAGAAAGAGCAUUGGGAGGAUGAGAAGGCAGCUUCCACAAUUGAAAUUGAAAUUGAAACUGAAACUGAUGACAAGGACCAGCUAGUUCAGAUAGAACACAUUCCAGAUGAAGAAGAAGAGAUUGAAUACAGGAAUUUAAUUGCCAUUCAUGCAGGGAAGCUUAAAGGUCCACUAGAAAACUGGCUGAGCAUUGAUUCAAACAAAGUUGCACGUCUCAGCAUGAGCGAGCAAGAAGUUGAAAAUGCUACUAGAACAAAUGGAACCGACAUUGUCAGGUUCACUCAGCGGAAUUUGCUGCGGGUAUACCCCAAGGGUCUUCGCCUUGAUUCCUCUAAUUACAAUCCUUUUGUUGGUUGGACUCAUGGAUCUCAAAUGGUUGCGUUUAAUAUGCAGGGCUAUGGGAAACAUCUCUGGGUCAUGCAUGGGAUGUUUAAAGCCAAUGGUCGCUGUGGUUAUGUGAAAAAACCUGAUUUCUUAUUGCAACUUGACCAAAACAAUAUGGUUUUUGACCCCUCCAAGCAAUUACCUGUAAAAAUAAAUUUGAAGGUGAAAGUCUUAAUGGGGGAAGGGUGGGAUUUGGAUUUUCACCGAACCCAUUUUGAUCUAUAUUCUCCACCUGACUUCUUUGUCAAACUUGCAGUUGCUGGAGUCCCAGGUGAUAAAGCUAAGCGGAAAACAGGAGUAAUAAAAAAUGACUGGCUACCGGAUUGGAAUGAGGAGUUCGAAUUCUCCCUGACAGUUCCUGAAUUGGCUGUGCUCAGAAUUGAAGUAUUUGAGUAUGACGCAUCAGGAAAACAUGACUUUGCAGGUCAAACAUGUUAUCCUAUAUCAGAGUUACGAACUGGGAUUCGAGCAGUUCCAUUACAUAAUCGUAGAGGAGAAUUAUGCAAGAAUGCAAGGCUACUUAUGCAAUUUAAAUUCGCAUGCAAAGCUCCUAAUGCAAUAUGAAUUCGCAUGAUCCUAAUGUAUUGAAAUUUACUAUGCUAUUACUGAAUGUUGCUUACAUACCAGUAUACCAUUCACGCUGCA
Molecule: messenger RNA, 1881 nt
Organism: Hevea brasiliensis (rubber tree)
Lineage: Eukaryota; Viridiplantae; Streptophyta; Magnoliopsida; Malpighiales; Euphorbiaceae
Product: phosphoinositide phospholipase C 2
Exons: 9
Coding region: 82-1800 (572 amino acids)
Biological process (GO): phosphatidylinositol-mediated signaling; lipid metabolic process
Molecular function (GO): phosphatidylinositol-4,5-bisphosphate phospholipase C activity
Source: RefSeq, a predicted model, not a curated record